Molecule: messenger RNA, 501 nt
Organism: Caenorhabditis briggsae
Lineage: Eukaryota; Metazoa; Nematoda; Chromadorea; Rhabditida; Rhabditidae
Exons: 3
Coding region: 1-501 (166 amino acids)
Source: RefSeq, a predicted model, not a curated record
AUGUCCCAAAAUCAGUUCGCCGUCAGUGAAUUGUUAGCUGCUGAGGCAGAUCAACAAGCUGUUGAAGAAGCCCAGGCACAGAUCGUCGAUCAGAAUAAGCAAAAGGCUGAAAUGAUCGCUUUGCUGCUUGCCGAUUGUUUAAGUAUGGUGCAAAAAUUUCCAGAGUUUUACGCCGAGGUUGCUGAAGCCCUGGCACUUUAUACAGGCGGAAAAAUCCAAAUGGCCGAUGCUCUAGCUAUGAUGGCACCAUCAUCACAAGAAGAGCCUACAGCUGGAGGAGAGCCAGAAGCUCAAGAAGAAGAAACAUCGGCUCGAGUUCUUGUCGCUUCCGGUGACUCCAGGAAACGUAAAGCGGAUGGAACUGCAAAUGAGGGAGUCAUCAAACGGCCUAAAAAAGUCACAGGAAGCUUGGUGGAGGAGAUUGAGGUACAGGGAGAAGCUGAUUGGAACUGUCUGGAGAGGGAGGAGCUGGAAAAACAUGGAAUGAAACUAUUGAGAUAA